Messenger RNA from Cyprinus carpio (common carp), 1782 nucleotides. Its product is annotated as tripartite motif-containing protein 16. The transcript is spliced from 5 exons. NCBI's taxonomy places the organism in Eukaryota, Metazoa, Chordata, Actinopteri, Cypriniformes, Cyprinidae. The record is from RefSeq and is a predicted model, not a curated record. Gene Ontology annotation, molecular function: protein binding. Bases 46 to 744 code for a protein of 232 amino acids.
AUCCAGACACAUUACAUACAGACAAACUCAAACUCAAUCAUCAAAAUGCCUUCAAGCACAAGAAUUAUGGCGCCUCAAAUCAAGAAGACAGGAAGGAAAAUCAAAGCCGGAAAUACUCCUGCUGAAAAACUUCCAAUUUAUGAGCCAAACAUCCCAGAACCGACGUCCCGAGAGGAGCUGCUCAAAUACUGGCUCAAUAUUUCAUUGGACGAACGAACUGCCAAUAAAGUGCUGUGGUUGACUGAGGGCGGGGCUAAAGUGUCCCGCAUGACAGAUGAGGUGUGUCCUUACCUGGACAGGCCAGAGAGAUUUGACCACAGUCCUCAGGUGCUAUGUAAGGAGUCUGUCUGGGCGUCGCGCUGUUAUUGGGAGGUGCUGUACUCUGGCUGGGUGGUUAUAGGAGCAGCAUAUGAGGGUGCUGGGAGGAAGGCAGGCGACGGUCCCUGUGGCCUCGGGGAGAACGAGGAGUCGUGGGGUCUGGGUUGGGCCGGAUCCUGCUAUGAAGCCUGGCAUAAAGGAACCAGCAGCAGAGUGUCAGACGUGCCUCAGUGCUGCACUAUAGGGGUGUAUGUGGAUCAGCCCGCAGGUCUGCUCUGCUUCUACACCGUGGAGACAGAUGAAGAUUCAAAGAAAAAAGAAGUAAAACUUCUUCACAGGUUUAAAAAUCCUAUAAAGGAGAAAAUUCUGCCAGGUUUCUGGGUGGGAAGACAGUCCUCUUGCUUAAUACUCAAGAAAGAGGAAUGAGGUAGAGGAGGAGACAUGUAAUACUGUGGCUUGUAUUAUAUUUUACACUGUAAAACCUCGUAUCAUCACUUUAUAUUUGAAAUUACUUUUUCUGUUUGAAAUUAAGAUACUGUUUGAAAUCUGUUUUUCAUUAUAUAGUCUGCUAAUGCCUUUUUUAAAUUAUGCAUUUUCAGGUUCACAAAUUUGAUUUUAAAAAUGCAUCAUGCAUAUCAUCAUUCUAGAAUUCUAGAAUUCAUUUAUGAAUUAAUUCUGAAUCAUUUUGCACAUUUCUUUGCCUCGAACCCAGGCAUGCAGCUGCCCUGUCCAGGUUUUUGCUCUUGUCGGCUCCUAAAAAUUGCUUCCUUCGCUUCCUGUGCACUUCACCCCCCCCCCCUUUUCUCACCUUGAUGCCAGCCUCUGUGACUCUGGGAUAGAAAAAAUUAUAAAAUAAAAUAAAAAUAUUCACAAUAACACAGCAAAAAGCGUAUUUUCAUUCAUUUGUUACUGCUGUGCCAACUCUUAGUAAUACUGUCACUUUUUUUGAUCAGCAAAAACACAAGCAGAUCACUGUUUAAUCUGUACAUAAAUGCAUUUCAUACAAGUGCUUCGAGUCAGUAUGAAGUGAAAAUGAAAAUUUUCUUUCAGCUGCUGUUAAUGGAUUGUAAUAGUUAAGAACAGCUGUGUUUAGCAGUAAAUGUGAACUGAAGCUCUUGGGGUUUGAACAUGGUCUCUGGAGACGGAGCUGCUCUAUUCUGAGACGAUCAGAAUCACUAAAGCUGUCAAUGCAAAUCUGAUUUUCAGCUCAAACUCACAGUUUCACUGUUUGAUCGGUUCAACGCUCUGAACUGGAUCAGUUUCACUUCUGCUCAUGGAGUGAUGAGACAGUUAUGAAGAUUGAGUGGUAGUUUCAUAAGAUUUUUAUAGCUCAUGAAUGAACUGUAAUGUAAUGUAAUGAACUGUAAUGAAGAAUGGAGUCUUUUUGCUGUAAGAUGAUGAAUAAACUAUUCAAGCAGCAACACCUUUAUAUCCUGCUGAUGCUCUUUGGAAUAAAAAUGUAUA